Messenger RNA from Suillus discolor, 3447 nucleotides. RefSeq lists its product as uncharacterized. Bases 1 to 3447 code for a protein of 1148 amino acids. The transcript is spliced from 15 exons. Lineage: Eukaryota; Fungi; Basidiomycota; Agaricomycetes; Boletales; Suillaceae. The record is from RefSeq and is a predicted model, not a curated record. Gene Ontology annotation, molecular function: ATP binding; ATP-dependent chromatin remodeler activity.
AUGCCCACCAUAACUACAGCUGGAGCCCUUCUAGCUCUCGGAGCACCUUCUCCAAAUGAAGGAGAUCCUGAGGACAAUGACUUGGUGCCUACUUCUGGGGAGCAUGUUGAAAUUAAGGUCCUCCACCCCCCUUGGUGUUGGCCUAAGUGGCAAGAAUGCACCGGUCUUACUUCAGUUCCCUUUCCAGCAGUAGCAGUAACCCCGGAGACCUCAAGCCCCUGGAAAACAUCUGAGGCAGCUGAGGCGGUCUCAACUUUUAUUUCUAACUUCUGGGCUUUCUCAGAGGCAGAGCAAGUCAAUUAUAUCAGAUGCCUACCUGACAAUGACACCAAGGGGCAUGACUUGUGGCUGAGCUUCUUCAAUGCCCAGUGGAGCCACUGGAAAGUCAUUAGCAUCUUGGACGCCAUUUUGGUAGAGCGCGCUCUGGACCCGUAUUCAAUCAUGAGGCGUAUGAGGAUCUUGAAUCCUAUGCCUCUGCCACACCUCAUGCUCUUCCAUCAGCUUCCAGAACUUGCUACUUCUCAAAUAACCUUGGCCUACCCUAGCAUUGGAGAAGCACUUUUUGGCAUGGACGCCUUCACGGAGGACCACAUCGCUCUUAAGGAGCCUGUUUGGUGCUUCAUUGACAACCUUAUGGCCUGGAAAGGUGCCCUUUCUCCAUUCUCCAUUCUUAUAUACCUUCUAACGUCUACUGUGGUUGGCCUAGUGCUCACGGAGCUUGUGGAGGGAGGAGAGCGCCCUGAUAUGAAGCUCAUUAGAACAUGGCUGAAGGGUGUAGAGGGACUCACUAAGAUUCUCACUCGCUAUGGGGACAAGGAAUCCCUUAAGAACCUAGCAGAGCAAUGGGAGACCCUUAGCGAUAUACUUCAAGUUUUAGGUAUAGAUCACAAGGGCCAAAACCAGAUGCGCUUACCCAAGCCGCUGAGGGAUGCCCUUCACUUCCUAGCAUCAGAGAAGGAUAUCACACUGCUGUCGGCCUCAAUCCAGGAGCAGCUUAAGCUCUGUGACCCUGAUGCUGAGACCUCUGAUUCUGUACCUGAACUCAAUCUUGAUGGCAAGGAUAGUUGUGACUUUGAGUGGUCAGAAGGGGUGGAGGUGUUCAAGCAUAUGUCAGAGGACCACCUUUGGACCCUCCUGGGGAUUCCAGACCAGUGUUUGCCAUUUUUCAACACUCUUCAAGAUCCCUAUGGAAAACACAAUCCAUGGACUGAGGAGGGAGAGGACUGGAAAGAUAGGCAACAAUGGAGGGGCGGUGCCCUCAACAUUCUAGAUCUUCCCGUCAUUUUGGUCAUGCUGGCAACAUUAAUCCAUCAGUUUACUUUGGAGUUGCACCGAUACCUUCGGCAAGGAAGCUUUGAUAUUCUGCCUUACAAAGGCAAGUGGAGUAAUGAUCGAGCUUUGUGGUGGAAGAACAUUUGGACUAUGCCCAAGCUGCCUGAAGGACGACAGAUCCUUAUCAUCCCUCCUAAAGCAUUGGAGUCUGACUUUGAGCACAUCUUGGAGGCAAGCAACGUCGCCCCCACCCAAAGUCCUCGGCAGAGGGCUAGUUACCCCACCGAAGCCUCUACUACAGUGUAUGGUCGGUGUUUCCUGCUGGUGGGGAUAGAUGAGGCUCAAAACCUCAGAAACAUCAAAAAAAGUUAUUGGGCCUUAUUUGCCCUUCGUGAAAGAUCUGAAUCCAUUGUUACCAUGACGGCCACCCCAAUCACUAAUCGACCGAUGAAUGUCUGGAAUCUGGGAAGAUGCCUCGGUAUGGAAGCCUUUGGCAGCCCCUAUGAUGGUGAGGCAGAAAAAAUGGAUUGUGACCUCCACAAGUCUGCAGCCAAAGAUCGCCAGUGCUUCAAACAAGGGGACAGGGACAAGACCAUCAUCACGGCAAACCUCAAGGGCGAUGCCCAAGUUCAAAUUCCCAGUCUUUACCAAAACCAGAUGCUGAAGUGGAUCUGCAUCAUUUGUCAACGAUUUUCAGGUGUUGUGAUUCAUCGAUCUGUCUGGUCAGUUGACAAUGUCGGUGUCCGAAUCUCCAGCUUGGCUACAUUCCAGGAGCAUUCCCUCUUGGUAAAGCUAUAUGACCAUGAGGUGGAGAACCUCGAGCUAAUCGCCCAAGAACUAGUUGAGAAGGGAGGCAUUUCUACAGCGGCAAAGUUUGCUGGUGGCUCGGUACCUUUGUCUAUCUUUCUUAUGGGAGCCUCUGCUGAUAUAACGUCUCAAGAACUUUUACAUCCAAAUACCCUGGUAGAAGUCAUUCACUGGCAUCUCGAACUGGAUGCCCGAGCUCUGCUAAGAGUUGUGGAGGACAAUCUUGUACCUUCGGCUAUUUCAGCCAAUUCAGCAAAUGAGAACAGCUUAGUUCUCCAACUUCAUGAGGUCCAGGUGUUGCAGAUCCAUGGCAAAAUAACCAUCCCAGCUAGGACAGAAAUCAUUGCUAAAUUCAAAAACAGCAGACGGGAUGGGCCUCGGGUAGGACUGCCUCUGCAGAAGACCAUCCAUGUUUACCGACUUGUUGCUGCAGACACCCAAGAUGUCUUUUUAAAUAACCUCUCCUUUGACAAGGCUGCUGUGUUGAAUGCCUUUACUGGUGCAACGUCCAGCUUAAGGGCUAUUUUCCAACAUGAUGAAGGAGUAGAUGACAGGGUCUCUGAGACGGAGGAACUUCCUCCUAAGGAGUCCAAGGCUGCAGCCAAGACCAAAGCCAAGCCUAAGGGUAAGACCAAGAAGGCGGCCUCCCACAAGGAAGUAGACAAAGGCCAGAAUGAGGCUGCUGGACAGUUGGCACUUGCCUUAGUGGUUGAGGAGCUGUCAGCAGAGAAGUCUGCCGUCCCUUCCAGUUCUACUUCCCUAGGCCCAAGGGCUGCCUCUGAUGCUGGGGAGGAUAGCACAGGCACGGGAUUAGAGACAGGAGCUCAGGAGGUGGACCAAGGCAUCAAAAAAACAGUCACACAAAAGCCUCCCUCCCACCCUGGGAGAGAAGUCACCCGUCUCCCUCUGUCGUUCUGCAGAUGCCCUAAGUGGAGAAGCUGGGGUUCAGAAUGCUGGCAGGGGCCUGCCACCUCCUCAACUUCUGUACCCCCCUCCUGCAGGGUAACGGAAGAGGAGAGAGAAGUGCCCGAUUUAGUAGGCAAGGGGCCUCGGCCACUUCCACAUUUGCACACUUCGCCUCUCAAGCGACCGGCAGAUUCUAGCCCAGAUGCCAGGGUGUCAAAGGCACCCAAGUUGCAACAGGAGAAUGACAUUGCUGCAUUUCUGGCCAGGAUGAGAGACCAGGGAGUGGGCUUUGGCGACAUUAUCAGCCUCAUGGCAGCUCAAUCCAGCAAGCGCCUCUCCUUUACUUUACACCUACCUUUGCUGACCAUACGACAGAUCCAUCCUCCCAGGAUCCAGCCCCAACCCUGUCUUCUUUUAUUCCAGGGUGGAGUGGGGCUGCACUGGCGGCUCCUGCUCCCUUGA